CACACGCUCCGCUGUUAUAAGUUGCUACGAGCUACGAUCGAGUGUAGACCGCGCUAUUUAUAUUUAAUAAUAUUUGUAGUAAUCGUGUUCCAAAUUAGAAGAUUGAGUUAAGUGAUGAAAGUUCACACUGAUUAAUUAAGUGUAUUGUGCCAUUGUAAUUAAGACAAAAUGUAUUUCGUUGUUCUUGUAAUCACUUUUAUAGCGGAUGGAGGUGGUGCUCAGUUAAAUGAAGACAGCUGUGACCCCAGCGAGCUGAAGAUAUGUGUCCAGACCACCCCGAAGACUCCAGUGGGGCUGCCGAGGACUCAGGAAGAACUUGACGCACAUUGCUUGGCGUACCAGACGGGCAUGUCGUGUAUGGACACGUGGAUCAGGAGGUGUCUGCCGACGGACGGACAGAAACUGGUGCAGCAGCAGAUCGGAGGGGCGCGGGCUCUGAUGAGGUUCCUAUGCAGCAACGAGACCGGGUUACGAAGAGAUUUCCUCAAAGAGCCAUCGUGUUGGAGGUUGGUGUCAGCUGACUGGACUGGCUGCGUGGAUGAGUUGCAGCUUGCAGUAAGAGAUAUCUCGCACCGAUCGCAACAAAUUACAUUUUUUAAUAAAAACUCUGAGUUGUGCUGUGCCCGUGAUGCGUUCCUCGGCUGCGUGUCCCGCGUGGGCCGCAUCUGCUCGCCGGCGGCUGGUGACCUGCUCCGCCGCAUGGCCUGGGUCCUGGCCCAGGACGUCGCGGCCUGCUCCCACCAGCCCCGGGCCCGCUGUCGAGCCACACACUCCGCGCUCUCCUCUCACACACUAACAUUACUCUCUACUGCGCUGCUGUACCCCCCACUGCAUCUAUAAACCUAGGCCACAAUCUCUUGCGUCACGCGAGACUGUAAUAUUAUCCAAGUUUCUGUUUUUGAAGUGAAAACUGCAUUAGGUGCGGUGAGUAAUACUCACUAACUAAGUUCCUUUUUAUUGAAUCUAUAUACAAACUGCAAGAAAACGCUCGAAUCGAAUAGAAUAUUUUUGAUUUUUUUUUUAAAUUUGUAACAUUUUAUUUUAUGUACCAGUACUUUUCAAUACGUAGACAAUUGUUUCUAAAACAUUGAAUGCUUAUAAAAACUCUUUUGUUUAAGAUAGUCAUCCAUAGUUGUAUAGAACAGUUUUGGGUGCUCGUUUUGUGCAUAUGGGUUUAUAUUACAUCUCAUAAUAUUAUAUAAUUAGUAUAGAGAGAUUUCUGGUGUACGGGCCGAAACCAAUAAUUUACUCGAACCAUAAAACUGUUAAGUCUUAGAUUAAGGAUUGGUCCCCGUUGCACUCCAACUAAAUACCACAGGCGUAGUCGCAAAGUGCGGCAACUUUUACUACUCUACUCGAACUAGUCUCGAACAAUGUCUGACCAUGUUCUGUUAAACUUUGCUAAUAAUUGGAACUAAAAAGCCUGGUUGCGUAGUAAAACUUUGUAAAAAUAAUACUACAAGAAAUAAGAAAGACACUGGGAUCACAUAUCAUCAGUAAGUAUAUUGUAUUUUAUUAAUUUCGAUGUAAAAUAACACGAAGUGUAUGUUCCAAAAUUGUAAAGAUGCCAGGCAAACUAGCAUCUAAUAGUUGCCGUAAUAAAAAAGGUAAGUAUUGUUUUUAAGUAGUACGGUAUCUAGUUGGAGCGCAGCGGAGACCAAUCCUUAAUCUACGUGUCAAGUUUUGAACAGAAAUUACUUUUACUGCAAUUUGUUCAUGAAAACAACGUGUGUAAGAUAAAGUGAUACCGAAGUGACAGUUAAUGUCACAAAAAUCAAAAGCGAUGUCUAGUCAAUAGGUAUAUUCUAGUAGAUAUAUCAUUACUUAAAUAAUUAUAAUCAUGUAACCUGAAAGAAUAAGUAAAUAAACUUUUUUAAAUGUG
Molecule: messenger RNA, 1882 nt
Organism: Leptidea sinapis
Lineage: Eukaryota; Metazoa; Arthropoda; Insecta; Lepidoptera; Pieridae
Exons: 5
Coding region: 169-840 (223 amino acids)
Source: RefSeq, a predicted model, not a curated record